Molecule: messenger RNA, 2721 nt
Organism: Castor canadensis (American beaver)
Lineage: Eukaryota; Metazoa; Chordata; Mammalia; Rodentia; Castoridae
Gene: Cnp
Product: 2'',3''-cyclic nucleotide 3'' phosphodiesterase
Biological process (GO): cyclic nucleotide catabolic process
Cellular component (GO): membrane; cytoplasm
Molecular function (GO): 2',3'-cyclic-nucleotide 3'-phosphodiesterase activity
Source: RefSeq, a predicted model, not a curated record
GCCCUGUCCACGGCUCCGCCCCGCCCCCGGGCUAUGUAAAGCCUGCCCGCGUGUGAUCGCGCCACCGCGAGACGCCUGUGUCCCUCGCGCAGGCGGGCGGCCCCGGAGAGCUAGUGCCCCCCCAAAGGCGGCGACCGCGGCGCCCCACUCAUCAUGAACAGAGGCUUCUCCCGAAAGAGCCACACAUUCCUGCCCAAGAUCUUCUUCCGCAAAAUGUCUUCCUCAGGGCCCAAGGACAAGCCUGAGCUGCAGUUUCCCUUUCUUCAGGAUGAAAAUACAGUGGCCACGCUACACAAGUGCAAGACCCUCUUCAUCCUGCGUGGCCUGCCUGGCAGUGGCAAGUCUACACUGGCUCGGGUCAUCGUGGAUAAGUACCGAGAUGGCACCAAGAUGGUGUCUGCUGAUGCUUACAAGAUCAUUCCCGGCCCUCGAGGACCCUUCUCUGAGGAGUACAAGCGGCUCGACAAUGAGCUGGCUGCCUACUGCCGCCGGGACAUCAGAAUUCUCGUGCUUGAUGACACCAACCAUGAGCGGGAGCGGCUGGAGCAGCUCUUUGAAAUGGCUGACCAGUACCAGUACCAGGUGGUGUUGGUGGAGCCCAAGACAGCAUGGAGGCUGGACUGUGCCCAGCUCAAGGAGAAGAACCAGUGGCAGCUGUCCGCUGAUGACCUGAAGAAGCUGAAGCCUGGGCUGGAAAAGGACUUCCUGCCACUCUACUUUGGCUGGUUCCUGACCAAGAAGUGCUCUGAGACCCUCCACAAAGCUGGCCAGCUCUUUCUGGAGGAGCUAGGGAACCACAAGGCCUUCAAGAAGGAGCUGCGACACUUUAUCUCUGGGGAUGAGCCCGGAGAGAAGAUUGAACUGGUCAGCUACUUUGGAAAGAGACCCCCAGGUGUGCUGCACUGCACAACCAAGUUCUGUGACUACGGGAAAGAAGUUGGGGCAGAUGAGUAUGCCCAGCAGGAUGUGGUGAAGAAAUCUUACAGCAAGGCCUUCACGCUGACCAUCUCUGCCCUCUUUGUGACACCCAAGACGACAGGAGCCCGGGUAGAGUUGAAUGAGGAGGAGAUGCUGUUGUGGCCAAAUGAUGUGGACAAGCUGUCGUCUGACAGCCUGCCCCGGGGGAGUCGAGCUCACAUCACCUUGGGCUGUGCAGGUGACGUGGAGGCUAAGCAGACAGGCUUUGACCUCUUAGAGAUUGUGCGGCAGGAGAAGGGGGGCAGCCGAGGUGAGGAAGUGGGUGCGCUCUCUCAGGGCAAGCUCUACUCUUUGGGCAAUGGGCGCUGGAUGCUGAGCCUGGCCAAGAAGAUGGAUGUCAAGGCCAUCUUCACGGGAUACUACGGGAAGGGCAAACCUGUGUCUACGCAUGGCAGCCGGAAGGGAGGUGCCUGCACCAUCAUCUGAGGCUUCUCACCACUGUACGCAGAGGGCAGUAUGCCUUCCCACUCGAUUCUUACGAUUCUUUUUUUCUUUUUUUACUCAUAGUUAACCUAUCUAUAACUUUAAAAAAACAAAAAUUUGUGAAAUAACUGCCUCUCCCUUCCUGCCCACCCUUUUCCCCUUUAAUACUCAAGCUUUCAACACAAGACCGGUGGCUAGACACCAUUCAGGAACCUGAUCAGAGCUGAUAAGGAUAUGCAGCUGGGCCUAGAGCUGUAUCUGUCCCACCUCCAGGAACUUAUCAACCCACCCUAAGGGUAGGCCAGCUGACCAGCCAGAGCUGGGCUACCGGGAAACACCUCAGCGCUGAACUGGAGGCAAGAAGCAAUAGAGCUGGGGUGGGGGGACCACUGCCAUAGAAAACCACUGGUGGCUUUGGGAGGGGGAGGAUUCCUGGGCUGUGAUCCCAUUUCUUAAUCACUGUAGCCCCUAGAAGACUGGCGCUAUUUACCAGGGUAGAAAAAGGGGUUUACCUCCCAUCUUUGGUCCUAAGUCCCUAUGGGGACAUUUUAACUAAGGAAGAAAGCAGAAUGAUAAACAGCAGCCAUAUUCUAGGCUGCCUAUUGGUCUCACCCCAGAAGGGGAUGAGCUGGCCAUUCUUCCCUGUGGUAUGGCUCUGCUAUGUGGUUGGGGAGAUUGAGGCCAGAGAUGUACACCUGAAAAGCUCCAGCCUUGCUGCCUGCACAGCCCAUCUCACCUCCAUGGGGCCUCUGGAAGCCUCUGGGCCUCCUCUCAAGGAGGCUGACAGUUAUCAAGAGCCCAUGGAGUGACUGGUAGCUGGAAAGGGCAAGUCCCACCUGCUACUCUGGGAAAGUUCGAACACUGCUUCAUGUGCGAUGGUUCCUGGGGUGCUUUACGCUGCCCUCCGCUCAGUAACAGGACCUUAUUAAUUGGGCUGUCACUUAACAAGUGUUUGGGAUUUAAGUUCCUAUCCUGGUUUUGCUCAAAUUCAGCAACUUGUAAGACUGAUAAUGAAAUAAAUCAUGUUAAUCCUAGCUGUGUGCAAUCUCUCUCACCCUUCUGUGCCCAGCUCAGUCUUCCCUGGGGCUAGGGUUGGGUAUAUUAGGACUGGCUUUGUCCCACAGCUUGGGGCCAUCGGUCCUGUCUCCCCUCUGCUGGCUGGGCACAGCUGUGGUGAGGUUGGGCAGUUGAACAGUGUUGGCUUUCAUGAGGAGGCAAAAAGAGGCUGGCUUCAGAGUCAUACAGAAGGUGGGGGUUGGUUGGAAGCAAGGGACAUAGAGCAUCUGCCAUUAACUAGGGCAACAGGCUUGUAGGGGUCCC